This is a messenger RNA of Oryzias latipes (Japanese medaka), 2107 nucleotides long. RefSeq names its product solute carrier family 22 member 7a (gene slc22a7a). Gene Ontology annotation, cellular component: membrane. Gene Ontology annotation, biological process: transmembrane transport. Gene Ontology annotation, molecular function: transmembrane transporter activity. Lineage: Eukaryota; Metazoa; Chordata; Actinopteri; Beloniformes; Adrianichthyidae. The record is from RefSeq and is a predicted model, not a curated record.
AACAGGACACACACAUACUGAGGGGGGAGACCACAUAUUAACUGCAGGGAGGAAUCAGAUUGUGCUGGAGAUUAUUGGAGAAGCAGCAAAUCAGCCUCCAUCUCGUCACUAUGAGGUUUGAGGAAAUCCUGGAUGAUAUUGGAGGCUUCAGUAAGUUUCAGUUUCUCCUCCUGAGCAUCCUGUGUUUGCCCCGCGCCAUCCUUCCCCUCCACUUCCUACUGCACAACUUCAUCUCUGCCACCCCUCCUCACCGCUGCUCCCUCGGGAGCCCAGAGGACAGGAAUGGAAGCAGCUGGGAGACCGACCCCGGGGUGCUGGCCCUCAGGAUCCCCCAGGAGGAGGACGGCUCCUUCAGCUCCUGCAGGGCCUUUGAGCUGCCGCUGAGCAGCAACCUGAGCCGAGCAAACGGCACUGUGCCGUGCCAACACGGCUGGAUCUUCGAUCAGACAGAAUUAAGCUCCACCACUUCCUCUGAGUGGGAUCUAGUGUGUAAUGAAAAAAAUCUGAAUCAAGCGCUCGCCACCUACUUCUUCCUCGGGGUCACGUUCGGAGCCAUUGUGUUUGGACAACUUUCAGACAAAUUUGGACGUAAGUCGAUGAUUCUGGUGGCUUUUAUUUCCUCCACCUUGCUUGGAGCCACCUCAGCCUUCUCCACCUCUUACGUCAUGUUUGCCGUCUCCAGAGCCCUCUGUGGCAUGGCCCUCAGUGGGAUGUCCAUCAUUAGUGUCGUUCUGGGUAUCGAGUGGACUGACAUAAAGCAUCGGACGUUCACCACCAUCAUCACUGGUCUGUCAUGGAGUGUAGGGAACAUGCUUCUGGCCCUUUUGGCCUUCUUCAUACGAGACUGGAGGCAUCUAACAUUGGUGGUGACGGCCCCCAUCGUUCUCACCAUCAUCUCCUGGUGGUGGCUGCCUGAAUCAGCGCGCUGGCUGCUGACUCAUGGCAGAACCGAGGAAGCAAAGAAGUAUCUGGUUCAGUGUGCCAAAAUGAAUGGGAGGAAAGAGGACACCGCCAAACUGGAUACAGAGACUUUGGCCAAAAUAACCGUGUCAGAAGUUGCUAAAAAGAAGCACACGUACCUGGAUUUGGUAAAAACUCCUCAACUGAGGAAGAUCACUCUCUGCUCCGGGUUUUUCUGGUUUGCAGUCGCCUUCCUUUACUACGGGAUCAGUUUUAGGAUCUCGGGUUUUGGUGUGAACAUCUACCUCACCCAGUUCAUCUACGGAGCAGUUGAAGUUCCCGCCAAAAUCCUGGCUUUCUUUCUUGUUGAUUGGAUAGGCCGGCGUAACGGCCAGGCAUUGUUUCUGAUCUCAACAGGUGUUCUGAUUGGAAUUAACACAGCAGUACCUCUAGAUUACACAGUUGUUCGUACAGUUGUUGCCGUGGUGGCAAAAGGUUUCUCUGAGGGGGCAUUCACCACUGCGUUCCUCUACUCAGCUGAGCUCUACCCAACUGUCCUCAGGCAGUGUGGAAUAGGCUACACCUCAUGUCUCUGUCGGAUUGGAAGCUCGCUGGCUCCUAUGGUGAUGCUGCUGGAGGACGUUUGGCUUCUUCUGCCGCCGCUCAUUUUUGCUGGGACCGGGAUCUUUAGCGGCAGCCUGGUCUUCCUGCUUCCGGAGACUCUGAAUGCCCACCUCCCUGAAAACAUCUUGGAUGUUGAAGAAGGAAGACACAUGCAGAGUGAUGCAGAUAAAGCCGCACCGAUCGAGCUGAAGCAAAUAAACCACAAUAAUACAGAAGCAUCAAAGGGGAACUGAUGCAGGUUGGGAUCACAUCACCAUGAUGGUCAUGGAAAGUUAAGAGAAAACUGCAGCCUUUGGGAAAUAUUCAGGUGCUUUUGAAUUUCAAUGUAAACUUAGACCGACGUCAAGAUCGCUGCUUUGGAAAACUUUUUACCUGAGGAAUACUUUUCAAAGUAUCAGAAGGAGGUGGGAACUUACAUAAGCAUUUUUUAAAUCUAUUUCACUUAAAACGACUUUUACAUUUUUAAUAUAUUUCUUGAAAACUAUGUACAGUAGGGCAGAACAGUAUUUGGUGAGCCACCAAUUGUGCAAGCUCUCUAACUAAUUAAUUAUAGGUAAACCUCAACUGCGAGACAAAAUGAAAA